GGAAAUGCUGCUGUUCUUUGAAUACUGAGAUGUUUCAUUAUUCCUUACUCGUCUGAUGCAUAAGCUGGAGAUUAGGCGUAGAAACAGUGCCUAGUAUUAUGGAGCAGAGUGACAGUGUCGGUUACGAGAAAGCUUGGCCAGUCUUCGGGCAUCGCCUCUCUCCCCUGCAAAGAACAAAUCGCUCUAUCCCUCUUCCAAAGAAUACUUCUCGUGUAAUCACACGAAUCUCGCUCGACGUCUCCUUCAAUCCAUCCCCUCUUCUUCUUCUUCUACUUCUUCUUCUUCCAGCUCUCGACAAUCGCCAGACAGAGAGAGACAGAGAUGGCGGAGAAGAAGGAGGAGGUUAUUCGACUGGAGCGCGAGUCGGUGAUUCCGGUCCUGAAGCCGAAGCUCAUCAUUACCUUGGCCAAUCUCAUCGUGCAUAGUUCUGACCGUAAAGAGUUUUUAAGGUUGUGCAAGAGAGUUGAAUAUACAAUUCGAGCCUGGUAUCUUCUGCAAUUUGAGGACUUGAUGCAACUUUACUCUCUCUUUGAUCCUGUGCGUGGGGCUCAGAAGUUGGAACGGCAAAACCUCUCUUCUGAAGGGAUUGACGAACUUGAGCAAAAGUUUCUUUCUUACCUAUUUCAGGUUAUGGAUAAGAGCAACUUCAAAAUUGCUACAAAUGAGGAAAUUGGUAUUGCCCUUUCUGGCCAAUAUCGCCUUAAUCUUCCAAUUACAGUCGAUGAAUCUAAGCUUGACAAGAAGCUUCUGAAAAGAUACUUUGCAGAGCAUCCUCGAGAAAAUCUUCCAGAUUUUUCAGAUAAGUAUGUCAUAUUCAGACGCGGCAUUGGGAUGGAUCAAACAAAAGGUUACUUUUUCAUGGAGAAAGUGGACAUGAUCAUCGCACGUAUUUGGGCAUAUAUUUUGAAACUCACCAAGAUUGAGAAACUUUUGUCUGGAUGGUCAAGUGCACGUCGUAAGAGAAAUCCAAAGAAGAAUGAUGAAAUUGUGACUGAAGGAGAGCAGAAUGACCUAUAUGUAGAACGAAUUCGUAUAGAAAAUAUGCAUAUAAGUUUUCGCAAUCUUCUAAGCAAGAUUACUAUCCAAGAACCCACCUUUGACAGGAUAAUCGUUCUUUACAGGCGCUCAAGUUCCAACUCGAAAGCUGAAAGAGGAAUAUAUCUAAAGCAUUUCAAAAACAUUCCAAUGGCGGAUAUGGAGAUAGUACUACCUGCAAAGAAAAAUCCUGGGUUGACUCCAAUGGACUGGGUGAAAUUUCUUGCCACUGCUGUAGUUGGUCUGGGUGCUGUAGUUGGUUCUCUUGACAUGCCUAAAGCUGAUCUAUGGGUCAUUUUUGCCGUGCUUUCUACAGUGAUAGGUUACUGUGCAAAAACAUACUUCACAUUUCAGCAAAAUCUGGCUGCAUAUCAGAACUUAAUUACCCAGUCCAUGUAUGACAAACAACUUGACAGUGGGAAGGGGACUCUUUUGCACCUCUGUGAUGAUGUGAUCCAACAGGAAGUCAAAGAGGUGAUUUUGUCAUUCUUCAUAUUGAUGGAACAAGGGAGAGCUACUAAACGGGAUUUGGAUAUACAAUGUGAAGAGCUAAUAAAAGAAGUGUUUGAUGCGAGCUGCAAUUUUGAUGUGGAUGAUGCAGUUGAGAAACUGGAGAAACUAGGCAUUGUCGCUCGGGAUUCUAUUGGAAGAUAUUAUUGCGUAGACCUCAAACGUGCUAACGAGAUCAUCGGAACUACGACAGAGGAACUUGUCUUCAGGGCAAAACAGAGCGCUAAUGCUUCCUGAGGGUAUUGAAGGUGGAUCUCCACUGCAGUGCAAUCUCAUUAAACCAGAGAGUCGAACCUUUGGAGUCGUUUACAUGUAUGAGAGUUAGUUCUCCAACCUUUCUGGACAAGAGGAAGUCUCAGCUGCCGCUCUAUACUUGCUAUCUGGAGUGUUCAUUUGUUCAUUAAUAUUGUAAUUAUACUAUCCUACGGUCUUAUUCUUUUUUGGUCUUUGUUAUUGUUGUUUGAAACUGG
Molecule: messenger RNA, 2015 nt
Organism: Syzygium oleosum
Lineage: Eukaryota; Viridiplantae; Streptophyta; Magnoliopsida; Myrtales; Myrtaceae
Exons: 15
Coding region: 322-1782 (486 amino acids)
Source: RefSeq, a predicted model, not a curated record